AUGAUCCUCCGCAACCUGACAUCCACCACCGCACCGCCUGGCCCAGCACUCACCACCAACUGGCUCGAGAUCGACCGGCCUGCACCAUCCGACCCCGCGCAGGCGGCACUCGCGUGCUACGCGACGCCGUACGGCGUGGUCGGCGUGGUUCUGCGGCUGCUCUCCGUCUACUGCAUCGGCAUGUUGUACCGGCGGCGGCAGACGAUACACCCGCUUGAGGACCACCGCCUCAAGAAGAAGAAGCUCGACUACACGUUCACGGGCGUCGGCCUGGGCCUGUCGGCGUACCACUUGGUGGUCACGCUCGUGCGCUGCAGCACGCCGUCCGGCCUCGUCUUCCUCGGCGCGUCGAAUCUGCUGUUCGCCCUCGCCUGGGCCUGGGCCUCGCUGUACGCCGCGCACUCGAUCGGCCACGACCCGCCGCCAGCACCAGCUGAGGACCUGUCCGCCCGCACGGCGUGGCCGUCGGCUUCUUCUUCGUCCUCGUCAGACCGGCACUACCGCCGCCACGCGCGCGUCGGGUUCGCAUUCCCGCUGACGGUCCUCUGGGGCGCGGGCGUCGUGCUCGCCGUCGCCGGCGUCGGCAUGUUUAUCGCGUACAUGCAGGUCGACCACGGCGGCAGCGGGGCGCCGCCCGUGCUCGGCCCAAUUGUUCACGACAGGCGUCUUGUGACGUUGAGCGCCGUGUUCGGCGUCGUGGCUAUCAUCUUGGUGGUCGCCGUUGCCGCGUGGCCGAGAUCCAGGGACCGGACGGAGAAGUGGCAGUUCUGGCGCGCCGCGGCCGUUGUUUUCAACGUGCUCGUCCCGCUCUACGCGGACGCCGUGCUGGCCAUCGUGUCCGGCAACGCGGCGGGGUUCCAGGUCUGUACGACGGCGCAUGGAGUUGGCGUGGGUGUGGUGCUGUGCGUCCUGUUUUACCUGGGUCAGGCGUUGAUGUUUUUCCAGAUUUGA
Lasiosphaeria miniovina is the source of this 951-nucleotide messenger RNA. RefSeq lists its product as uncharacterized. The transcript has a single exon. Bases 1 to 951 code for a protein of 316 amino acids. The record is from RefSeq and is a predicted model, not a curated record. NCBI's taxonomy places the organism in Eukaryota, Fungi, Ascomycota, Sordariomycetes, Sordariales, Lasiosphaeriaceae.